Messenger RNA from Suillus subalutaceus, 966 nucleotides. RefSeq names its product kinase-like domain-containing protein. Gene Ontology annotation, molecular function: protein serine/threonine kinase activity; ATP binding. The transcript has 3 exons. NCBI's taxonomy places the organism in Eukaryota, Fungi, Basidiomycota, Agaricomycetes, Boletales, Suillaceae. Gene Ontology annotation, biological process: peptidyl-serine phosphorylation; signal transduction. The annotation marks the transcript as partial. Gene Ontology annotation, cellular component: cytoplasm; nucleus. The record is from RefSeq and is a predicted model, not a curated record.
GUGGACGGUAGAUUUAGGCUGGCAGAGGUUUUAGGAUCUGGUUCCUAUGCUGUCGUGUAUUCUGCAUGGAAUAUCAUCAAUGAUGAUCAUGUUGCCCUCAAACUCAAAACCAUUGUUGACCACUCAUCUUAUGUAGAGCAUGAAUACUGGAUUAUAAAACAACUUGAAGGCGGAGUUGGCAUCCCCCGCACCCUCUGGUUCAGUAGAGAGUCAGCGUAUCAUGCUCUGGUUCUCGAACUCCUUGGGUCAUCACUCCACCAACUCUUCCUCACGAACAAUCAAAGAUUCAGCCUUCUCAAUGUUGUGAAUCUAGGAGUCCAGUUGCUCUCAUGUCUUGAGUACAUUCACUCGCGCAAUUAUGUUCACGGCAACAUCAAACUGCAAAACAUCUUGGUCAGUCUUGGAAAUCUGAGGCACACCGCCUUCAUCAUCAAUUUUGGUAUCACAAAGAUGUACUGGAACACCACAACCAGUGACCAUGUGCCAUUUCACCAUGGUCAAAGUCUCUCUGGUACUCCUGCAUUUGCCUCAAUCAACAACCACUUAGGAGUUGAGCCAGGUCAUUGUGAUGAUUUCAAGUCGCUCACCUACAUGUUAAUCUAUUUCUUAUGUGGCUUCCUUCCAUGGUUAACAAGUGAUGACAAGAAGUUGUCCAACUCUACCAUACUCGAGCGCAAAGCACAUGCCACCAUUGCAGAUAUAUGUCAUGACAUCCCUGUUGAGUUCGCCAAUAUUCUUAUUUACACCUGCACUCUCACAUUUGCAGAAGAUCCUGAUUACGAUCACUUGUGUUCAUUACUUCAUGGUCUUUGUGCCACAUUGCCUGAACCAGCUACAUGCAUGUUGGAUUUUAGCCAACCUGAUGGUCCUGCCAUACCUCCCCCUCUAUCACCUGACCAGUGCUGUGUGGCCGAAGCAAUGUCACCAUGUCCACCAAAGGUAGUGUGCAGAUCAACUCUUGUGUGA